ACAUUUUGGGGACCCCUUAGCCAGCUCGUGCUCCUCUGCUCCUGCCUCGGUGGAAGGAAGGGGGAGGAGCAGGCGGAGGCUCCUCUUCGCUCCCAUGUUGGUGUUUGUUGUUUGCGAGGGUGGCAGCACUGUGGACGGGGGAGACGGAGCGCUGUCGGCUGGCCUGCCAGGACCCUUUCGCCGAGAAAAAGCUAUAACUUUUUCCGAACACGGAGCAGAACGGUGAAGAUUUGUGACAAUGACCCGUCGAUAGUAGCAAAGGUUCGGCCAUAUGGCUGUGAGGUCCCGCUCGGCUCGUCUUGUGCGCAGAGACGCGUUUUUCCGAUUGACUGCCAGUCUGGAGCUCGUCUGAGAAGGAGCUCCGCGACGUGUGCGCUUUCUCUGGAUCUCCCUUCCCCUUUUUUUUUCUUUCUCCCCCAAAACCAAGUUCUUCCUCGGCGACGAGAAAUUUUCUAACUCGUUUGUUCGCCCGUUAACUUCCGAAAAUGGUCUUCUUCGCUCUGGCUCGGAACAAACCGGGAUAACGACGGGAGCAGGCUACGUGACAACACCCCAGAACCGGCGUUACUUUGCUUCGAAGCUGCUCCCUGUCCCAGGAUUUACUCAACUCUGGGAUUAUUGUAUCUACAGUUAAUGCAUCUGGGGGAGUCUAUGAGAGAGUGCGAGUACAGUCAAAUAAGCACUCGCAGCUCCACACCAAUGGAGACCCCAUACAAGAAAAGGACACCAAAAAAGAGGAAAUGGGAGGCCUUUCCUGGUCGGAAUAAAUUUUACUGUGAUGGGAGGAUUAUGAUGGCCAAACAGACGGGGGUUUUCUACCUCACCCUUUUCCUCAUUCUUGUAACCUGUGGACUGUUUUUCACAUUUGAUUGUCCAUUCCUAGCACUGCAGCUGACCCCAAUCAUCCCCGUCGUAGGAGGUGCGCUAUUUCUGUUUGUACUGGGGACUCUAUUGAGAACCAGCUUCAGUGACCCUGGGGUGCUACCAAGGGCCACCCCUGAUGAAGCAGCUGACCUGGAAAGACAAAUAGAUGUGGCCAACGGCAGCACGGGCUAUAGGCCUCCCCCCCGGACCAAGGAGAUCCUCAUCAACGGCCAGACAGUCAAGCUCAAGUACUGCUUCACGUGCAAGAUCUUCAGACCACCACGUGCCUCCCACUGCAGCCUCUGUGACAACUGUGUGGAGCGUUUUGACCACCACUGUCCGUGGGUGGGGAACUGCGUGGGAAGGAGGAACUACCGUUUCUUCUACAUGUUCAUCCUCUCGCUCUCCUUCCUCACCAUCUUCAUCUUCGCCUUUGUCAUCACACACAUCAUUUUACGCUCACAUCGAAGCGGGUUCCUCAGCGCACUCAAAGAUAGUCCUGCUAGUGUGCUGGAGGUGGUGGUGUGUUUCUUCUCCGUUUGGUCCAUAGUGGGCCUCUCAGGCUUCCAUACCUACCUGAUCAGCUCCAAUCAGACCACCAAUGAAGACAUAAAAGGCUCGUGGUCUUCUAAAAGAGGGAAGGACAACUUUAAUCCUUAUAGCUAUGGCAAUAUAGUCACCAACUGCUGUGCAGCGCUAUGUGGACCCCUGCCACCGAGUCUCAUUGACAGACGCGGUUUUAUUGAGUCAGACGCGCCACAGCUGGCACCGCCGACCAACGGCAUCACCACGUACGGCGCCACCCAUUCCCAGCAAAGCCACAUGUGUGACCAAGACCAGUGCAUUCAGAGCACCAAAUUCGUUUUGCAGGCUGCCGCCAUCCCUCUACUCCAGCAGCAGAGCAGUGAGCCAGUCAUCCUAACCACCUCCCCCGAUAACGGGAUGUCCCUCCCUGGCAGAACCCCCCUCGCACUGGUAGGUCCCUGCACCUCACUUCCCCUGGGCCAGCCUACCCCACCCACCUCCACCCCCAGUCUCAGCUGCCACGAGGCCGCCGACAUGCAGCUGAUCCAUGGACACACCUACGCACUAAACCACAGCCACUAUCUCACCCCUGAGGAAGUGCCCUCGCCGCCGGGCAUGCUUCCCUGCAGCAGCCCCCUGAGCCACGGCGUGCCGGCCAGUUUAUACGACCCGGCCAGCCAAGACUCGCUCCACGAGGACUCCGUCCGAGGGUUGGUGAAGCUGAGCUCCGUCUGACGGCGGUUUCACCCCACCCCUCCUGAGCUGGAGCAGAACUGACAUGAAUCUGUUUUUAAAUUUCAAGGGAAGAAUAAAGUAUUUUGUUCCAGGAAGUAUCGAGUUUUGGAGCAAAACACAACCUCAGGUCAGAGGCUGCGUUUUCGUCAGUGAAUAAGGUUUUUUGUGUGAUUUAAACCUACCUGCCUGUUGCUAGUUGGACUGUGAUGCCUUUUUUGGGCAUCAUCCUGCUUUUUCUAUGGAAAGAAAAUCAAAGACUGUUGGAGCCACUAAUUACAACCACAAAAUAUAUUUCCUGUAGAUAUUAAUAAAAACUACUUUUUAUCA
This is a messenger RNA of Nothobranchius furzeri (turquoise killifish), 2451 nucleotides long. It is a transcript of the gene zdhhc14, whose product is annotated as zinc finger DHHC-type palmitoyltransferase 14. Gene Ontology annotation, molecular function: protein-cysteine S-palmitoyltransferase activity. The record is from RefSeq and is a predicted model, not a curated record. Lineage: Eukaryota; Metazoa; Chordata; Actinopteri; Cyprinodontiformes; Nothobranchiidae. Gene Ontology annotation, cellular component: Golgi apparatus; endoplasmic reticulum. Gene Ontology annotation, biological process: peptidyl-L-cysteine S-palmitoylation; protein targeting to membrane.